Molecule: messenger RNA, 2018 nt
Organism: Myxocyprinus asiaticus (Chinese sucker)
Lineage: Eukaryota; Metazoa; Chordata; Actinopteri; Cypriniformes; Catostomidae
Product: protein SSUH2 homolog
Exons: 14
Coding region: 212-1327 (371 amino acids)
Source: RefSeq, a predicted model, not a curated record
UCAGGUCACACUGAAUCGGGUUGUUCCUCUUUAACUCUCGAUUCUCUGAAAGCGAAAGUUAAACUCAACACGCUCGCGAGGAUGGACAGGACGCAGUUACUGAGUGACCAGGAUGAGGUCCAGGCAGUUGAAUCCUGCCCUGCUGCAUCUUAUUUAGUAUGUCUUCAAAUUUUGGCGAAGCUAAAUUUAUUUUCGUCUGUACACGUCUGCCAUGGAUGUUCAUAUUCUCCCAGAUGAACAGCUUACUACAGAUCAGGACCUGGCUGAUGAUGGGGCAUCGGCCCCUCCAGCGGAUUUAAUGCCUGUUGUUCCUGGAUAUGAGAAUUUGGGACCUAAUGUUAUUCCACCAUCAGAUUUUGGACCAGCGGGACCACCAUAUCCACAAGCUCCAUCCGGCGCUCCAGCAAGACACUUUGACAUUCCUGCUGUCAAUGAAGAACUCGCACAGGAGGCCUUCAUAAAUUAUGCAACCAGCAAAUGCUGUUACAGCUCUAAACCAGCCAAAGAGAUGAUAUUCACAGACCUGCAGUCUCUCAACACAUAUCGGUACCGAUUGGAAACUUUUACCGAGUCGAGAACAACUCAGUGGGCCAGUGAACCAUACAAUGGUCAGGUGGUCGAUGGAUUUAAUGGAGUGGCCCCUCAUCCGUGGAGCAUUCCUGUGCCCGUCCCUGCCCUCUUCCAAGACUGCAAGAAAGCCGUUCGUGUUCCUAACACAUCCACUGUCAAAGGUUGUCAUUCAUGCUUGACUCUCGGAAGAUCAGCGUGCAGAAGAUGUGUAAAUUCAGGCAGGACUCGUUGUGGAGCCUGUAAUGGGACAGGUAGGAUACACAAUGGUGAACGCUGCCGCUCAUGUCAAGGAAGUGGCAUAAUGAGAUGUCCUGCCUGUGGAGGAGUCGGCUCACUUACCUGCAAAACCUGCAAAGGGAAUGGAAAGUUGCUCUGCUUCAUCAAGCUAAAAAUUACAUGGAAAAACAAUGUUUAUAUGGCUGUGACUGACAAGCGUUCAGGAUUCCCUGUUGAACUUCUCAAUGAAAUUGCUGGAGAGAUUCUCCGCACUGAUAUGGCUCCAAUGGUUUAUCCAGUUGUGGGUUUUCCAGACAGCUCUACGAAUUCAGCAUCUGAAAAUGCCGUGAGGGAACAUCAGGCUCAGUUCUCCACCACCUGCCAUAUCCUGCAACAGAAACAAACCAUUGAGCUCAUUCCUAUCACUCGAGUGCACUACACCUGGAAUGAGAAAACUCACAUUUACUUUGUUUAUGGAGUUGAACACAAGGUCUACACCAAGGAUUAUCCUGCAAAAUGCUGUUGCUGCUCUAUUCUUUAAACAUAUAGUAAACUUCCUGCACUGUAGCUGCUUAUCUUUGAAUUAGGUACAUUAUAGUGGUGGGUAUAAAUCUUUAAAACCCUUCCUUUGUUAUUUCAUAUCAAGAAAACUGCAAGACAAGUAAAAAGGGAACAUGCUCUAUAAUUCACUGCUAUCAGUAUGCAUUUAAACAUAUGCUUCAAUAAUUUUCUGUAGGCAUCUUUGUACAUUUAAUUUUUUUUGUUGAAUCUCACAGAACAUGAACAUGUCCGGGUCAUUUUUCAGCCCAAAAUGAAAGGGAAUACAAUUAUAUAUACUGUAUAUGUAUAUAUAUUAGUCUUUGAUGUUUAAGGGCAAGACACUGCUUGUACUGUAGUUUUUUUUCUGUCAGAUGUUUAAAUUUGCUUAAAUUGAACCACUUCUGUUCAUGAGGAGGGAACAGAACUUUGAAAAACAUUCUUUAAUAGUGAAUUCUUGAGACAGAGACCAUGAGUCAAGUUACAGAAAGAUGUGCAAUUUGUUACUGUUGUUAUAAUUUUAAUGAAAUGCAUCACUUUUUUUUAUUCAUUUGUCUAUGCAUAUUUGUAUGUACCAGAAAUAAUGUAGUCUACAUGUAAAGGCUGACAUUACAAUGAAGCACUUGUAGUCCAAAUUGCAGAGACUCGUUUCCAUUUGUAUGUCACGUAUCAAUCAUUGAAAUCAAUAGAUCGCA